UACACUAUCUCAUAUUAUCUUUUUGGGGGAUCCCAAGAGGUUGUAUUUCGUGUAUUUAGAUUAAAAACGUUUAUCGCGCAUGCUUACCAUGCAUGAUCAGUUUAUUGCGCAUGCGUAGAAUGCCACAGUUUUGACGAUGUCCCUGCGCGAGAGUUGAGCGGAGGUCGAACAGAGGACAUAUCUGUUUCAUGCUUUACUAGUGCUUAAGUAAUAUGCACAUUUAGUUUAUGCAUUAGCACAUUAAUAAGUGAUGAUUACGAAGAUACUUGUUUUGAACCUCUUGUGAUGUUGUUGCUGAAACACCAUUGCAACAAAAGGAUGACAGUUGAUGUGACCUUGCAGAGGGCCAUGGCGCCGUGUUGAAGAGCAGGACGUUUCUGUGAUGUUUUUUCCAUUAUUGCUCAAAUAAUUUACUCUGUUAUUCCAAUGGAAUAAUCCUUGUGCAAUACUCAUUAUAAUAGGGUGUUAGUAAACUUGUAGAACUUAAGUUUUUGUUCUAAACUUUAUUGUGACAUUGUUGUCGCUGAAACCCCUACCGGCUACAGUGUAAGAAGACAUCGCAUCUUCGUCAACAUGUAAGCAUUCACUAUGGCCAGGAGAAGAAAGGAAUCAUACACACACGUUGUGAUACUUUUGCUAAUGCGGUGUGUUAGGCCAAUUCUAGGACAGCUUGUUUUGAAUUUGGUAAAGAAGGGAACGCCACUUGGACGAGAGACCUGGAGCAUUGAUGACUUCCUCGCUUUUCAUAAAAGACGAAUAGAAAAGGAACUCCCUGUAAUUGACAAAUACGACGUGUACAAAAACAUUUUGUAUCCUUCUAAUACCCAGACACCAAAGACAGAUAUAAGCAAAUGGGAUUUGACUCUGUAUGUAUUUGUCUUAACUAAGAUAUGCAAAAUUGAUCAUGACCUAGUAUACUAUUUUAGACAAAUAACCAGUAUACGGGAAGACUUUUGUAAAGCAAAAUUCCCAGGUAUCGCCCGAGACAUUUGUAAGGAUUACAGAAAGCGGCUGGAGAGGGCGAGGUCAAAAUUGUAUAAGCAACUUCAGGACGAUGAUCUCAAGAAAAAAAUUGAAAGGCGAGCAAAGAGAAUCGAGGGAAGAAAUACAGAUUCCGCAGAAAAAGAAAAGAUUCUGAAAGAAUGGAAAGAUAUUGAAGUCGCACAGCUUUUAAUUGGUGAAACGAAGAAAAGUGGUGUGCAAAAAUACCUCACUAUGAAAAUGCUAUUGUCAAAAAGUUGUCGUGUAGUCAUGCAAGCAUUAGUUUCCAAACGUGUAAGAGACAAAUGUCCCGACGGAACAAGGGAAUGGUCAUUAGAUAGUUUUCUCUAUCGUUACAAUGGCAGAAUUAGACGGCGGAUUGGAAGUCUUGAUAAACUAGGACGUCCGAUAGACAUAUUGUUUCCAAAAAAGCGAAAUACCCGAAUAGACGAAUGGGACAUCAGUUUGCUUUGUUGGGUGCUGCUUAAUGUAUGCUUUUUAGAAGAGACUGGUACGGCAGAUAGUAUAGGAGAAAUGCGAACAAUUAGAAACGAUAUUGCUCAUAACAAUUCAUUUAGUCUGUCAGAUUCAGACUAUGAGUCAUACAUCGAAAGGAUCAAAAAGUCCAUAGAUACAUGUUUGUCGUUCAUCAACGAUGAAGAUCUUUCUGAUUUUAUAAACGACCAGGUUGAAGAAAUUGAACGGACAUCAAUAAACAAAGAUGAAACUAUUCGAUGUCUUCAGAUGACCCGACAGAAUGAGACAUCGGAGAGACAGCAGCAAGAGAAAUUCCUUGAAGUGCAACAAAUGAUCCUGAACGAAUUAUCAACAAUUGUCAAGAAAUUCAAAGAUAUUGAGAUACCAGAGUGUCAGUUAGAGUUAAUGCUAAACAACUGUGACGAAGAGAACGAAAACAUCAUGUCAAAGGCUAUUGUGAAGGAAGUCAAUGAAGCUCUGGAAUCUGAACAAGGGCAUUCUUCACCUGGCAGAAAUGAAAAUUUUAGAAGAGCUGUGAAAAAACUGUUAAAAAGGACGAAAACAAAAGGAUGGUCAUUCACAAAUGCUACAAAAGGCAGUGUGCUGAUUAACGUCCAAUGUCAUUCGUUUGACGACCUAUGUGAACUUUUUAAUACAUGCAGGAACGACGGAUCAGAUUUGUAUGUUAGUGAUGUAGAGUCAGCAUUGCACUGCACCACGGGUAUUGAUGUCAAACUUCAUCUAGUCAUGUACGACAUAGAAAUGGAUAAAUGUGUGGAAAAAAUAGUAUCUGCUGUAAUGAAAAGAACAAAUGCAAUUGCUUCUAUGGCAGUAAAUGGGACAGGCAAUGGAUAUCACUUGUCUCCAUGUAGUGCGAAUGCAUGCUUUGCAGCACCAGUCCCAGGUGACGAUUUAGAUGAUAAACUUUUGAAAAUAAAAGAGGCUCUGAAAAAUCAGUAUCGGGUGUCGGGUCACUCUUCUAAUGCCAUGACAGAAGAAUUGAGACAAAACGCUAUUGAUGAAACGAAUUCAAUCGAAAAUACUUGUGAGAAUAAGAAGCUGUCUUCUAAAAGUGAUGUGGAUGAGAGGACUCCAUCAGAACAGCUAUCUUCGAGCAUGGAUUGUACAGUAAGUGAUGGCACUACGACAGCAAUGGAAACAGAAUAUCACGACGUAAAACAGCAUCUGGAUGAACUUGUUGUAAAUAAGAAGGAACACAUCUUCACGGAAGAAAUUGACCAUGGCACUUACUAUACGAAAGCAUUGAGAAGAGCGAUGAUAUGUGAUUAUAUGAGCGACAAUAAAGUGGAUUUUGAUUUUAUUGGAAUAGAACAUGACUGCUACUAUGAUGAGUGCUAUGUUGAACCGGAAUUGGUAGACCUGCAUUCUGUGGGGAAAAUGUAUGAUUUGAAACACAAGCCCUUAACUGAAGGAGCUGCUAGAAUUGAGUCUUUAGAAGACGUUUUCUUCCACGGCACAAGACCGUCGAAGAACAUCUAUAUUACUGCUGAAGCUGGAUUCGGCAAAUCCACACUUUCAAAGAGACUUGUCAUGACUUGGUGCAACGCGCAUGAUUAUAACAAAACGGGAAAGAAUUUGAAGCAAAGUGAUCAGGAAACCAUGAAAAAGUUUGAAUUUCUAUUCUUUAUUCCGUUACGAGAAGCUAGCUUUGUUGUUUGUGAAAUGGACAGUUUGAUCUAUGAUCACGUCAUUAAAAGACUGCCAAAAUCGUACCGUUAUCCGAAAACGUUCAUAACUGAACUACUACAGAGAGAAAAUACCUUGGUUAUACUAGAUGGUUUAGAUGAAUGGUCUCAUUCGCAAAAAUGUGAGAAACAGGGCGACGUUCCUCAUAAGAAUGAAACUUGCCACUGCACAAUUAUAACAACAACUCGGCCGUGGAGGCUAUCUGCAGUCAGACCUAAUGUUGCCAUCGACAAAGUCAUACAAAUUUCAAUGCUUGAUAAGAAUAUGUCAGCGCGACUUGCGAGUAAUCUGAUAUCUGUACUAAAUUCCAGGCAAAGACGAGAGAAAUUAAAGUCAUAUCAAGAUUUUGAAGAAAAAAUAUCUCUUGAAAACGUAGGUGAUGUUAGGUUCGUUCCAUAUACCCUUCUUUAUCUAGUGCGUCUUUGGUUUGACGAUGAGCCUCUGGGAAAAUCGGUAUUUGAAAUAUUAACCAACAGCAUUGCUUUCAAGGCGGGUCUUGAGGAAAGACUUAAAGUCAAGAAAGGAUGUGACAACCUUGGAAAAACCGCUUCAAGAAGACCUUCAUUGGAGAGAAGCAUUUGUUUGCUUGCCAAACAACAGGAUCUUUACGCUUUGAGUAAACUAGCGUUUGAUGGUGUAUUUUGUUGUAAAAGCACGUCAAAACUUGUAUUUGACAAAAGCGAAAUGGAUGGCCGCAUCCUCAAUGCAUCUUUGGAAAUGGGUCUGCUGUGUGCGGUGAAUGAAAAGAGAUUUUCAUUUCAACAUAAAACACUUCAAGAAUAUUUUGCUGCAUUAUAUAUACAUUCGAACAAUGAACAGACGGCUGAACAAAUUUCACAGUCAUGCGCAUCGGUUACGUCAAUACUAGACAAACUAAACGUUAUUUUGUUCCUUGCUCACUUCAGUCCCUCCGAAGUAAAUAAAAUCUGGUGGCAGACUUUGCAGCCGACAGUAUCAAAUUCAGACAUCGCUGAAAACUACAGGAAGCGGGUAACUGUGAAUAGGGAAGAUAUAAGUAACUUCGAGCUUCUGAAGGAAAUCCAAAACAUAUUUGUCAGAUGGGUAAAAGCAACUGGACGUACGUUUCAGCUAGAAGAUAUUAUCAUAGAUGGCAGUUUUAACUCUUUCCAAAUCUCUGAAUUGGUGCGUCUUAUGGAGGCUGAUGGAAUGAGUGUAAAGUCUUUACAUGUGAAUGGCGCGUCAAGAGCUGAUAUGCUGGCAGUCAUGAAAAGGUUCAGCAAUAUAGGGACGUUGCAGAAACUAAGUAUUGCUGGAACUGAUGUUGUAUAUCUACCAAGAGUGAUGUCACAUUCCGUCGGCACUUUAAGAUGUGUAUCCUUAGAAAGCGGUCUUGAUUUAGACUUCACAGGACACUUCGAAUCAAUUUCUUCGGACAUUUUGCAUAUGCUUAUUGAAAUACGACAGCUGGAAUCACUUAGAUUACGGCACUGGCAAUUCACCGAUAAACAACUCAGGUUUCUGUUUGACGUUAUAACAUCUAAAACUUGCAUGCAGCAGCUUCUGAUAGACGGACUUGACUGUCAGACUCGUGAUGAUUUUCAUCUUGAUCUUUAUUACCACCAACUUCGAGACCUUAUGAUAUGUAAUACACCAGUAACGCAGUUACAUGCAGACGUAUCUUCACUCAAGUACUGCUGUUUCGGUGGCUUAGCGCCAGGAGUUGAAACUUCAUUACUUGCGAUGUUGCGGAAUGCGAAACACCUUCGGACUUUAAACUUGAGAGAUAUACUUUCAAAUGGCAGAACAUGUGAUAGUCUAGCAGAUACUUUAAAAAGCUUGUUCCAGAUUACCAAAAGACUUAAACUUUUGUCGUGCAUAAUAUUUGAGAUUGACGAGUUUAAUAUAGACCAACAGACGUGUGAAGAGCUGUCAACCUUCAUAGACAGGGUUCAGAAAAUUCGGCGGCCGGUGACAGUGAUUUUGAAGAUAUCCAGCUGUGAGGGUCGCUGCUUUUGUGAAAGUAUGAAGAAUUUCUUUAUGCUGCCAGGCCUAGUCAGGGUCACUUGCAAUGCAGAUUGCAGUUUGACGAUAUUCAAGACAGUUAGCUUCUCGGACUGAGAUAAAUACUCUAUCACUUGACAAAAACUACGUGUUCUUCUGUAUGAAUUUUUUAAAAAAAAUCCAUGUCAGUUGCAUAUAUACUAGACAUACAUUUGAGUAAAUGUUUAGGGCGUUGUGCAUUAUUAAUGUUAAAUCAACGCGUGUUGCGACGUUCGCUAUUUUAAAUGUUGCCUUUAUUCAUGUGUUCUGUAUGGUAAUCAUAGAAUCCCGGUGCGGCAUGCUUUUUGCUGUGUUUGUAUGUGCGUGCGCGUGUGUGUGUCCUUUUUUGUAAUCAAGGAUAUACCGCUGAUAGCUAGAAAGACGUCCACAUAUACCAGUAUUCAAAUAUAUGAAACCGAUGAAAUUAACGCAGUGAACUCGGCUGUAUUUCAUGGAAUCUCUGUGCGACGUGCUUUUUUGCAUCUUGCGAUUUGUUUUUACGUUAUUUUAACAAGCAGAGUUAUAUCUGCUUAUAGCUAUUGAGAUUUUCAGGAAAACUAGGUUUUAAAGGCAAGAAAAAGAGCAGAUCUUACAUUUAAGUAGUUGACUUAAAUGUAUUUUUUUAAAAAGGCACAUACAGCAAAACGCAAGCAGUAAAAAAAAAAUAAAUAAAUAAAAAAAUAAAACGAAAAAAAAAAAAAAAAAAAAAAACAACAAAAAAAAAAAAAAAAAAAAAAACUGCAUUGUAAAAAGGAUAUCACACAAGAACUGUCGCAUAAAUGGAUGUAAUACAUGUUAUGCCAAGUGAAAUAAUGUGAUAUUUGUGUUGUUAGACAGCACAAUGUUAUUUUAUUUGAACAAGCAAAAAUACUGUAAUCAACAUAUUCCGUUUUACCGUAGGUUCUAAAAACUUGUGUAUGGAGGACUGCACAAUAUUUUGUAAAUCAUUGAUGAAAAGGAAUUAUGCAUGCUCAUAAUCAAACAAUUGUAUGCUUGUCUGGCAUUUAAGCCGAAAAAUAAAAAUGAACAAUAUCCAAGUGUUUUAUUGUUCUUUACCCCAGGGAUUCGAAUUAGCAAUAUCUAUUUAAUCGGUCAGCAUCUUAUCUCUUAUACAACCGCUUUGUGUUAAAUCUGCACCCUCCCAGUUUGCGUCAAAUUGUUCGAUAUUUACAAAAAAUCUGCCUACUGUGAUACAUUGUGUAUUAAUAUUUGGUAUCAUAUUUAAAGGUACUGUACUUAUUCAUUCUCCUUGGCGAUUUGAUAAAAGACAUUCUGUCUGAAGUAAUCCCGUCCGCCACCUCUGAUUCAUGUGGAGAAGUUGACAGUUACUUGUGGAGACUAGGUAAGUACUGGUACAGAAUCCAACGGUGAAUAGGUUAACAGUCCGCCGUUACACAAUGGAUAGAUCCGGUUUUUCUGAUACGGAACGCCCCCUUGGAUAUUGUUGCUAUGUCACACAAGCUUUCUCCAAAAUGGCGGAUACACAUGAUACCGCAAUGACGUAUUCUCUUUUAUAAAGUAGCUAAAUCUUCCACUCAUUACUGUAAAAAGAUCAAAAACCUGUCGGAUCACGCGCUAAAUAAUUCCAUGAAGAAAAGUGAUGAAAUGUAGCAGUUAAAUGUCGGUGCUAAUAAGGUCUUCAUAAAUAUGAACAUCGUAGGAUUUGAUAAAUUUAUUUAUUUUUGGACCGCACAAAAUGUUCACAGACUAUAGGUAUAAAGUAUAAUACAUAUAAUAAAAAGAAAUCACGAUAGAGUUGCGUCCUUGCAAAGAGGCAUAUCACGAUGCUGACUUGGAUGUCGUAUACCGAUUAAAUAUUGGAGUUUUUCUCAAAUGCAUUUAAGUAUACGCAUGUAAAGAUACAGGGCUGUAGCAAGCGGUAAAUUAUUUCCAAGGAUCAUUAUAUAUUGUUUUAGAAAAUAAAUCAUCAUUUGUUACUACAUGUAUAUCUAAUUGAAAAUAUAGCAUCAUUUUACUUCUUUUAAUCGUUCGUGCCUGCAAACAAUUAAGAGACACACGUUUGUUCACUGUUUGUAGGGUGCCUCAACACAUGUUUUAAGUUCGGUGCUUUCCAUUACUUUUGUUCAUAUAUUGUUUGCUUUUAUAUAUAUAUUAGAAUAACUGUAUGUUUAAUUGACUUCAGUUGUUGGUAUUAUUAUCGACCUUUAAGGACUUAUAUAUUUAUUAAUCGAAAAAAUGACUUGAAAUGAAAUAUGGUGGCUGAUUUGUGAUAUGACGUCAUUUCGAACUGUCGCAGCGAUACAACGACAAACGUCGUUAAAGCGUCCUGCCGAAUGUCGCCACGCAUAAUGUCGCCCUGCCGAAAGUCGUUAUGGCGCCCCGCUGAACGUCGCCCCGCAAAAUGUCGCCUGCCAAACGUCGUUAUGGUGCCCUGCCAAACGUCGCCCACCGAAUAUCGCCCCUACAAAUGUAACCCCGACAAGCAUCGGUAUGGCGCCCCGCCGAACGUCGGCCCGCCAAAUGUCGUCCAGUCAAACGUCGUUUCCACCUUCAGAAAUGACAUGACAGUAUAGAUUUGUCUAACAUUAGAAAGUAACUUAGGCUUCCUCAGCGAGAUGAAUUGCCGUGCCAGCACUAGAUCCCUCUCCAAAAAGUCAAUGCUACACUUAAGUGAGUGGGUUUGACAAAGAUUAUGGCCAGUAACUUUAACACUCGUAGAGAAAUCUGUUUUACUUCCUCAAUGAUACGGUUAGUGCUAUGCAAAACACAGGCCCUGAAGUCAGGCGGGGCGACGUUUAGAAGGGCGACGUUCGGCAAUGAGAUAUUCGGUGGGGUGACAGUCGACGGGGCGUUAUAACGGCUAUUGGUACUUUGCGAAACGAAACGAAACGAAACGAAACGAAACGGAACGAGGGGCACUAUAUGGGGGGAAUUAAAAAGUCAAAUUUAAAUUUUUAAAAUCAAUAUAUAAUAUUUAAUUACAUGAACCUUGUAUAAACAUCAGUUUUGGAAUGAUAUAUAAUAUCAAAUGAAACUCCUGUUACGCAAAACAUUAAGUAUUAAACAGGUUUUGUCUUGUUUCGUUCCGUUACGCAAAGUACCAUUACCCACACAGGUAUUGGUACUUUGCGAAACGGAACGAAACGAGAAAAUUUUAAUCUACUUGCAUGAAAUAUUUCAGGAAUUCAUAUCUAAUAAUCGUUUAUUUUUGUAUGUAUGUAUAAAUGUCGAUCCUGGAUCUGCAAGUUAUCCUUUUAUGUAUGAAGAGUACAGGAGAAUUUGUAUGUUCGAGAAGGGAAUAUUUUUUGCAUAUUGCCUUGCAAGUAACUGCUUGUAAUGAAAUUUGGUUCCCAUUAGCGACAACUUAACAAAGCAAUAAUCGGAAAUUACUGCAUCACACUGUAACUAUGUCCAUACCUGCACACACAUAUAUAUAUGAACUUUCGUGAAGUACAUAGGCAUGCAAUAUAGCCGGACAUACCGAAUAAUCAUUUAUGUUUGUAUGUUUAUAUAAGUGCCGAGUCUGGAUCUGCAAUUCGCCUUUUUAUGUAUUGAGAUUGUACUAGUAUUUGUAUGUUUGUGAAGGAAAUACUUUUUGCAUAUUGUCUUGCAUGUAACUGCGUGUAAUAAAAUUUGAUUCUCCUUUUAUCUUUUAGUUGCAGUUAUCAACAUCUUUAUAAAAUAAAUUAUAUAAGUUAUAACAAACUUUAUCUUUUAUCUGUUACAGUAGUUGUUAGCAUCUUUAAUUACAUAAAUUAUACAUGUCUGUAACAAACUUAGCCUUUCCUCUCUCGUUUCGUUCCGUUUCGCAAAGUACCAAUACCCACACAGGUAUUGGUACUUUGCGAAACGAAACGAAACAAGAAAAAUUUAAUUCAUUUACAUAAAGUAUUUCAGAAAUAUCGGUAGACUCUUCCAAGGAUAAUCAUUUAUGUGUGUAUGUAUGUUGAACUGUCCAGCCUUGAUUUGCAAAUUAGCCUUUUACUUGUGAAAAAUUACAGGAUUUGUUUCUUGUGAAGGGAAUACCUUUUGCAUAUUCGAUCCAUGCAUGUAACUGCUUGUAAUGAAAUUUGGUUCUCCUAUUUAUUUUUUCAAUUCUUACUUGUCCGCAUCUUGAAUUACAUAAUGCAUACAUAACCAAAUUAAGUUUUCCGAUCUCGUUUCGUUCCGUUUCGCAAAAUACCAAUACCCACACAGGUAUUGGUACUUUGCGAAACGAAACGGAACGAGAAAUUUUUGAUAUAUUUACAUGAAAUAUUUCAGGAAUUAUAUCUAUUUAUCGUUUAUUGCUUGCAUGUACAGUAAUGGUUGAGCCUGGAUUUGUAGAUCGUUGUUUUUCAAAUAAUUGUCGACGACUUAACAAAGCUAUAAUCUGAAAUUACUGGUUUCAUGCAACACACUGUAACUAUGUACAUACCUACACAUAUACCUUCAUAAAAUACAUGGACAUACCGAAUAAUUAUUCAUAUUUGUAUGCAUGUAUAAUUGCCGAGUCUGGAUCUGCAAGUCGCCUUUUUAUGUUUUGAGAUUAUACGAGAAUUUGUAUGUUUGUGAAGGAAAUGUUUUUUGCAUAUUGUCUUGCAUGUAACUGCGUGUAAUAAAAUUAGAUUUUC
This is a messenger RNA of Mercenaria mercenaria, 9740 nucleotides long. RefSeq lists its product as uncharacterized. Bases 589 to 5244 code for a protein of 1551 amino acids. NCBI's taxonomy places the organism in Eukaryota, Metazoa, Mollusca, Bivalvia, Venerida, Veneridae. The record is from RefSeq and is a predicted model, not a curated record. The transcript has 9 exons.